GACUGACUUCGAUUAAUUGUGCCCGUCAUUCUCCGGCAAACAAUUUAAUUUUUGUGAAAACGUUUACAACUGAUAAAUUACAAUGUUGAACAAUUACAAUGGAAUGGCGCAGCCCUUGUGGCAAAACGGCCCCACGCCCGGCGAGUUCUACAACUUCACUGGCGGACAAACGGUCCAGAAGCUGCCUCGCGAAUUGACCACCGCCGGACCCUAUGGAACCAAGCGCAGCACAGCUGCCAUCACCACGGGCUCCUCCGUGCUGGGCAUUCGCUACGACGGCGGAGUCAUGCUCGCCGCGGAUACUCUGGUGUCCUACGGAUCGCUAGCCCGCUACCAAAACAUCGACCGAGUGUUCAAGAUUAACAAGAACAUACUGUUGGGCGGCAGCGGUGACUUCGCUGAUAUCCAGUACAUUAAACGCAACAUCGACCAAAAGAUGAUCGAGGAUCAGUGCUACGACGACAAUAUUGAGAUGAAGCCCAAGUCCCUUGCCAGCUGGAUGACCCGUGUGCUGUACAACCGACGUUCUCGUAUGAAUCCCUUGUACAUCGAUGUGGUGGUCGGUGGAGUUGAACAGGACGGCACUCCAUAUCUGGCUAACGUUGAUCUGCGUGGCCGUGCCUACGAGGACUUUGUAGUGGCCACUGGCUUCGCCCGCCAUCUGGCAGUUCCGCUGGUGCGCGAGAACAAGCCAAAGGAUAGGGAGUUCACAGCCGACGAGGCCUCUCAAUUGAUCCGCAAGUGCAUGGAGGUACUUUAUUACCGCGACACCCGUAACAGCUCGUCAUACACUGUGGGCGUGUGCACCCCCAGUGGAUGUGGAGUGGAGGGACCCUACCAGGUCAACGAGAACUGGACGUUUGCUGCCACUAUCAAGGGAUAUUAGCUGAUAUGAAGCUGGUUGAACGUAUUUUAGGUCAGGCUCCUCGGUUUUUGUAUGAAUUAAAAUUACAUCUUAAAGAAUAA
Molecule: messenger RNA, 966 nt
Organism: Drosophila serrata
Lineage: Eukaryota; Metazoa; Arthropoda; Insecta; Diptera; Drosophilidae
Gene: Prosbeta7
Product: proteasome subunit beta type-4
Cellular component (GO): proteasome core complex; cytoplasm
Source: RefSeq, a predicted model, not a curated record